GACCUUUCAGCUGCAGACUGAAGAGGGAGGGGCUGAGGUAGCGCUAGCUAGCUUGCAGAUUAUUCCAGAUUACUGAAAGAAGCGUGGCGACCCAUAGAUCGAGCUACUGCACUGCACUGCAUGGUCUCUGUGUGUACUAACCGUGAUUGAAGGUACACUAUGUCCAGCCCCUCUAGCUCCAGCUCUAAGAGCACCUACAACACUCUACUAGGAGCCACUGCUAAUAUCCAGGACAGCACACAUGUACAUCUCAUUCCACACACAAACCUAUGGAGGAGAUCGAGAAUUCUCAAACGUUCGAAUGGACGAUCUCUUAUGAAGCAUGUCAACAUGGGGUCACUCCGACUGAGUGUAUUUGGCUACCUAACCGAUGGCUUCACUACGAUGAUGAACUCUCCAUGGUGGAUUGUCAUCGCUCUCUUCUCCACUAGCUACAUUGUUUCAUGGCUUGCCUUCUCUGGCAUGUGGGCUUUCGUGGCUUACGUUGACGGCCAUUUCAACAACACCUGUCUCAAUAACGUGUACGAUUUCAACUCUGCUUUCCUCUUCUCUAUUGAAACACAAAUCACGAUUGGCUAUGGGAACAAGUACGUUCAGAACGACUGUGGGUGGGGCAUAUUCUUCUUAAUGGUGCAAUGUCUAGUGGGUCUGCUUAUCGACUCUUUAAUGCUUGGUCUCAUAUUCUCCAAACUAACGCGACCUCGGAACAGACGAAAGACGAUGGUCUUCAGUGACAAAGCUGUGCUUUAUAAGAAAGAUGGAGACACAUUCUUUGAGUUUAGAUUGUGCGAUUUACGUCGCUCACAAAUUGUGGAGUGUCAUAUUCGCCUCAUUCUCUACUGGAAUCGUCUGAUUGACCCUGAGGCCACUAGCAAGGAGAAACGAUACGCCUUUGAGCAACACGACCUGGAGUGUGGUUAUGAUGCAGGGACUGACAGAAUUCUCCUCUUAACCCCUGCACUAGUGCAUCACAAGAUCACCGAGGCAAGUCCCAUGCAUGAUUUAACCCUGUCUGACCUGAAUAACCAAGACUUUGAGGUAUUGGUGAUUGUGGAGGGGAUUGUGGAGGCUACGGGGUUAACUGCUCAAGCCUUGUGGUCGUACACGAAUGAGGAGAUUGUAAGAGGUCAGCAAUUCUUGUCAAUGGUUCGGCGCCAUCAUGGUCAGUGGGAGAUCGACUUUUCCCGGGUGAAUGCCAUGGAACAGUCUCAGUCUUAGCCCUUGUGUGGGCGUGGCUAACUAGUGUGCUCAACUUGAUCUAGACUAUGAUUAUCUGAUUUUAUGGAGUCAUAAUUAUUAUUAUUAACUUAGUCACGUUGUCUAUGAUUAUAAUUUAUACGUAUAUCAUUUAUUGUUGAUGAGUUUGUUGCACUAUUAUCAUUAUUAUUGAUCAAUCA
Halichondria panicea is the source of this 1397-nucleotide messenger RNA. RefSeq names its product ATP-sensitive inward rectifier potassium channel 12-like. The coding region runs from base 160 to 1218 and encodes 352 amino acids. Gene Ontology annotation, biological process: potassium ion import across plasma membrane; regulation of monoatomic ion transmembrane transport. Gene Ontology annotation, cellular component: plasma membrane. The record is from RefSeq and is a predicted model, not a curated record. The transcript is spliced from 2 exons. NCBI's taxonomy places the organism in Eukaryota, Metazoa, Porifera, Demospongiae, Suberitida, Halichondriidae. Gene Ontology annotation, molecular function: inward rectifier potassium channel activity.